Hibiscus syriacus is the source of this 324-nucleotide messenger RNA. Its product is annotated as transcription factor MYB4-like. The record is from RefSeq and is a predicted model, not a curated record. NCBI's taxonomy places the organism in Eukaryota, Viridiplantae, Streptophyta, Magnoliopsida, Malvales, Malvaceae. The coding region runs from base 28 to 324 and encodes 98 amino acids. The transcript is spliced from 2 exons.
UGGUAAGGCAAAGAGAGAGGAAGGAGAAUGGUGAGAGCUCCAUGUUGUGAGAAAAUGGGAUUAAAGAAAGGUCCUUGGACCCCCAAAGAAGACCAGAUUCUCGUCAAUUACAUUCAACUCCACGGCCAUUGCAACUGGCGAGCUCUCCCCAAACAAGCUGGUUUAUUGAGAUGCGGAAAGAGUUGCAGGCUACGUUGGACAAAUUAUUUGAGGCCAGAUAUUAAACGAGGGAAUUUCACCAGGGAAGAAGAAGACACCAUUAUCAACUUACAUGAUCUGCCUGGUAACAAGUAUGCAUCGAUUUUUGAUAAUCAUAUUUUUUAA